AUGACCGACUCGCCGACUUGGGCUUACUCGACCAAGAUCGAUGUGCAGUCGUCGACUCACCCUUUCGACACCUCACUCGGUGGCGCGGUAGGCUCGUCAAACGAUGAGAAAAUGAUCGCACCUUCUCCCAGUAUCGGUGCCGAUAUCGACGACUUUGGCCGAUCGCUCUUGAUGGACGCGGACACCCCCUUUCGUACGUCGAUCCAGCGAGCGCAGGACGUUCUUCGUGAAAGUCGUCGCACUCGACUCGACGAGCAAAAACGGGUGUAUCGCUUUGAGCCGAGUCGCGCACCGAGUCAAGCAACGCUGCACCAUGAUCAAUUCGCCAUGACUCGCAAGUGGGCGAACGAUCCGACCUUCACUCGACGUGCGGGCCAGGGGGGUGGGCAUCAUCGGGUCAUGGACUCCAUCGACUCGGGCCUCCACGGCGACGAAAGCGGUGAGGACGGCUCGAAUGACGAGCGACCUCGGUGUCUCCACAAGUCGCGAUCGAUUCCACUCAACCUCAUGACCUCGCCUCCGCAUGCGGCUCGAAUCGGUUCUGAGCGUCUUCACGAUUCGAGGUUCGACGCUCCCGUCGUCAACUUGGCCUCCAUUUCACCUCCCAAGCGCCUCGGGCCUCGCAAGUCCGCGUCGUACGGCGAUCUCCUCACCAGUCCCCACCGACGUCUCGAUGAACUUCCCCAAAUGCUCGAGGUCCCGAACGAACCCAUGUCCAAGUUCUCGGCGUCUUCGGCCGAAUCGCGAGCUCGACCUCUUGUGGGUGAAACACUGCUCUCUAGAGGUGCGCGCUCGUUCGGUCAAGCGACCUCGAUCAGGAACAUCAUGGCGCGCCGAGCCGCCAUCAAGUCAUCGAUCCCGACCCGCUCGUCGACGAUUGCGUUUGGUACAAAAUGGACGGGCAGGCUCGCCGCGGUGACCGAGUCAACGCCUUCGCAAAAGGCUCACGGCUCGGUCUCGUCUGCGAAGCUGUCUCAAGGUCGCAAUCAAGCUUCCGCAAAGACUCGACCGAGCCUCGCCAGCGCUGGGUUCUACAACACCGAGUCCAGCGAGCCGAGCGUCGCAAGCCGAGCUUCUUUCUCUCGUCUUCAGGGUAGUCGGAUCCCCGCACGACUCAAGUCGUUCGCAUUCAAUGGUGCUCGCUCGUCCGAAGCCGCGAGCCUCUGCUCGCCCGUCUCGUCCAGUGCAACGGAGAGUAGCUCGAGCCCUUUCUCGAAGCGCGAGUCGCACCUGUCGGCAUCUUCGAAAGAGAGUUCGGUCAAGAGGACGUUCUCCAAGCUGUUCAAUCGAUCGAUGAGGCGGGGCGCUCUAACUUCGACCCCUCGCGACGACGCCAACGACGCUUUCGCGAAUGCGGUCGUUCACCGCGCCGAAAAGGUCCGCGUACCCGAGGACCUGACAGGGGCGAUCCAGGUCGACUCGACGGCGUUGCCGACGCGCAUCCCCAUCUCCUCCAUCUUUCCGAAUGCGACACUCCGUCCCAACAGCACAAGUGGCAUAAUUCCAAUACGACCCCAACGACCCAUCACUCCCGACAUUGAGCCCUACGCUGCAACUUUUGGUGGUCAAGUUCUCGUUGGCAAAGACUCGACCGCGCGUCGCCGCUCCUCAAUCACGCGACGCCGACGCAGCCUCAUUCCCGUUCCUUCGGGUCGUCGCUCGAGUGCUCCUCAACCUAUCGUCGCCGUUUCAAGACAGGACGGGGUCACCCAAAUCGUUGAAGUGGAUUUGAAAGGCAGGGGUGAGGUUGAGCACGUGUCGGCUGUCUCUGAUUCGGCGGAUUCUCUACCUCCCUCGGCGCCAUCACCCGAGCCUCGUCCCACGUCGGCGACUUUGACGGUCUCUGACUCGGAUCCUGACGCGACCACUCUGCUCGACUCGUCCGCCUCUAACCGGUCAGCUCGUUCGUUCCGGUCGCCAUCGCCAGCUCGAUUCCGUGAUCUGCUUCCCUCCGAGACGGCGUCGAGUUCGCCGGUCAAGUCCGAGCGCGGUCUCCCUCUUCCGGCCCACCGGGGCUUGGACGUUCUCAUCGCGUCUCCGCCGAAGAAGCGAGCGAUGGGACCCGAGCAAGUCAUUGUCAUGGAACACGCACCCGCGACAGAAGGUACGAAUACACAGAACUAUUUCCAUUUCGUCCAAUUGGCGAAAAGCUGACUCUUGGAAACUCCACUCUUUUCCCUGCAUUAGGCAUCCGUGAAACUCGGGGAGCGACGACCGAUCUCGCCGAGCUUCUUUCCUCCCUCGACGACACCGAAGAUGUUUCCGUUCGAGUCGCGCCUACCCUCUCCCCCGACGAGAAAUAUGACGGUGAUCUCUCUGCUUCUCUCCGUCGCCACCUUCCCAUCGUCAUUCGUGCUCCAGGCCUAGGAUCACUCGGUUCCCUCGAGUCCCUCGAUCCUAUCGUCGCCGACGUGCCCGACGACUUACAAACGCUCAUCCAGUCCGUCACCGAACACAUUUCCGAGAUCGAUGUAGGAGUCUACGGCCCAGCAGAAGAACCGAACCAAAUCCAUGUGCCAGAAUUCGGCAUCAUCGGCACGUUCGAUGCCGUGCGCUAUGCUCCUCAAGCUGGCUCACGAGAUUCGGCGAUCGGACAACCGAACCCGUUCGACGAAAUCGAGGGUCGCGCUUCGGCUUCAAAUUCUUUGCGUUCUUGCAAGUUGGACGAUGCGGUUGAAUUAGCUGAGGUUCCCGAGUCCGAUCAUUCGAGUAGCGAUGGGGAGGACGAAGUCGUCGAAGGGCCUUCUUUUAUUGCGCUCGGUACAAGGACGAUGGACCACAUGCUCAACACCGACUCGGAGCGCUCCGACGAGGCGAAAUUCUGCAACGUGCCGAACUUGCGCGCCGACGCUUCUCCGAACUCGACCGACUCGAGCUUCAGCGGCAGAGUCACGACAGCCGGUGCGGUGUUGCAGGCUAUGUUACUUCGUGGAAAACUGAGUGUCUCUUCAUCCCCCGACUCGCCCGUCGAUCGACUUCCCAAGCUUCGCGAGAGUCUCGAGGAUUAUUUGACGAUGGAGAGACCAACGGUGAGUCGCGGAGAAAUCACCUCACGGAUUUCGAGGGGGGCUUGUUCGAAAUCAGAUCACUGACGAGGACGAGUCCCCGAUUGCACAGGUCGGAGAAAAAAUGCUCGACUCACUGGACGUCGAACUGUCCCUGACCUCACUCAUCGCCGCUACUUCCCCACCUCCCUCCGUCGAGCGCGAUCUCGUCGGCCGCUCAAUGACCCGUACGCUCGGCUCUCUCGCACCAUCCGAAGACGGCUCCAACGAAGGUGAACCCCUCGAAGGCGUCAGCGCUUCCCCUUCCCCUGCGAGUCGGCGCAAGCCUUUGAACAACCUACGUCAAUCUCUGGUCAGGUAUUCACAAGAUCGAGCGAGAUCGGUGCUUGUUCUAGGCGGACGAUCGAUCGAGAGCGCUUUCGCCGAAGUCGACGAAUCUUCAGAGUCCGAAUUCGGCCAACGCGAUUCGGGGAGUAGCAAUGGUCCCGAUCAGACGAAUCAUUCGAUGGCGCAGAGUAGUCGAUCGACCAAUCUCAGUAUAUCGUCCAUCACGAGCUCACCGUGUCCCGUUCCGAGGUCGAGGAGAAUCCCGAUGCUUACCAAACAUUCACCACCUCUCGCACCCGCUUUCGAGUUCCCUUCGUCCGUGUCAGCUUCGAGUGUUGGCAAGCGCGACUUGGCGACAAGUGCGACGGUAUCGAACUUUGGUGAUCGGUCACGAUCCUUGUCGCCGGUGAAGAAGGUCGAUCCAUUCUCGAAGCAAUUCAGCCCGCUCGAGCGCUUCAAUGCACGACGACGAGGCGAGUCGACUAAAGAGGAUGAAGAAGUAGCGGCGCAGGUGUCAUCACGUUCGUCGUCGCCGCGCUGCAUUCGCGACCUUCGUUCGCGACCGAGCGAACACGACGAAGAACAAGCUCCCACGUCGAUCGCCGACGAAGUUUCCCCUCCUUCUUCACCAUCGAGUGAACCUUCCGAAUCGGAUCACGAUCCACGCUCAAGCAUCGGUUCCUUCGCCUCGACUACCCAAUUCCAACUCGACGAUGAACGAACUCGACCUUCAUCAUUAGAUUUAGCUCAGCUCGAAAUUGACUAUCAUUCCCGUCCACCGAUGGUCACCAUUCGAGCCAAGUCCAUCAAUCAAAGUACGAAUCGACAAAGUUUACGAGCGUCGACUUUUAUUCAAGAAACGAUCGUGGAGGAUGAUCGUGAGACUUGGUCCUCUUCGGUUGAAACUUCACCCGUUAAGAAGGCGGUCGAAUCAAAGAUCGAGGAUUCGGUUAAAGAUGUUGAGGUGGAGGCGAAGAGGUUGGAAGAAGAGUUGAAGUAUAGGCUUUCGUUGGCGCCGACGACGGCGACGGAUGGAAUUGCUCGGACGCUGAUUGAUGGGGUCGUAGAAUCGAGUGGACGAGCACCUAUCAUCAUUCCUGUGCUUGAUGUUGACGUCGGUCCCACUUUCGAAAACGUGCUCGGUGAGGCGCAGCAGGACCAUGUGCUCGCGGACGAACAAGAAGAAGAAGAGGAGGAGGAAGAGGAAGAGCCGUACAUCCGUCGUCGGGAAUGGGUUCAUUAUAUUUACGAAGCCGAAGACGAACUUCGUCGAUCAAGAUCAAGAUGGAUCGAUACCGAUCGUUCGAGGGACGCUUUAACAAGUAAGUCCUAAAAUUUUCAACUACUUUUCUCGAACCCAACCCGACCCUCCUAACUUUUGGGGGGUUUUUUUUUCUGAUCUUUUCACCUCUCUCAAAAACAGAUUUCAAGCUCCCUAUCGGGAUGCAAGCCAUUUUCGAUUUCUUACACGCCUCUCGAAUUCGUUACCGAGCUGGAACGGAUCGAUAUUCACGCACUUCUUCAAUGCUCGAUUCAACCCCUUCACCUUCGUUAUCACCAAGUGAUGCGAAGAACCCUUCACCUAUCCUUUCGCCAGGUUUCGAAAGCUCUUCACCGGUUGAGAAAAUCGUUCAGCAAAGGGACGAGGUUGGGUUCGAUACGAAUUCGUUAACGAACAAGACGAUCAAAGUCACGACGAUGACGACGAAUACAAAGAGGAAACCGGUACCGGUCUUUGCCGUACUUCGUGACUCGGGGAAAGAGAAAAUUGAGGAUCGUUCACCUUUUACGGCUUUACCUCCUCGACUCGCUUUGAGGAAAAGACGUCCGAGCGUGUUGAGUCAAGCUGUAGAUGUCUCGUUCCUCAAUGGGCAGCUCAAGGAACUUGCUCAGAAGAGUGGCAAGGUCGUGGGGCAAGGCGAAGAGGAUGAUGAGGAUUACGCGACGAUCACGACUAGGCAGGAUCAAUUUGAUUUGACGAGGAGAAAGUUGGAGGGCAUCAAAGAGGUUGGAAAGUUGAGGGUCAAAAAGGAGCAGGUCAUUUUGGAAGCGCAGGGAUUGGUCGAUCAGAAUCAGGUCGAUUUGUUCCCCAAAACACCGAGGUUAUCGACCAGUCGACCGAGGGUCAGAGCGAGGAAGACGGUGCUCAGUUCGUUAAGGUGA
Molecule: messenger RNA, 5495 nt
Organism: Microbotryum saponariae
Lineage: Eukaryota; Fungi; Basidiomycota; Microbotryomycetes; Microbotryales; Microbotryaceae
Source: the annotation of a GenBank genome assembly